AUGCGUCUGGACUUGGCCGGCCGCGACCUCACCGACUACCUCAUGAAGAUCCUCACCGAGAGGGGCUACUCCUUUGUCACCACCGCCGAGCGGGAAAUCGUGCGCGACAUCAAGGAGAAGCUCUGCUACGUGGCCCUCGACUUUGAGCCCUCCUUCAUCGGCAUGGAGUCCGCCGGCAUCCACGAGACCACCUACAACUCCAUCAUGAAGUGCGACAUCGACAUCCGCAAGGACCUUUACGCCAACAACUACCUUUACGCCAACAACGUGUUGUCCGGCGGCACCACCAUGUACCCCGGCAUCGCCGACCGCAUGCAGAAGGAGAUCACGGCGCUGGCUCCCAGCACCAUGAAGAUCAAAAUCAUCGCCCCCCCGGAGCGGAAGUACUCGGUGUGGAUC
Messenger RNA from Eurypyga helias (sunbittern), 399 nucleotides. Its product is annotated as actin, gamma-enteric smooth muscle-like. The record is from RefSeq and is a predicted model, not a curated record. The transcript has 6 exons. Lineage: Eukaryota; Metazoa; Chordata; Aves; Eurypygiformes; Eurypygidae. The annotation marks the transcript as partial.